AUGGUAAUGAACAACCAAACUGUUAUCUCCCUGUUUUUCCUCCUGGGCCUGCCCAUCCCCCCAGAGCACCAGCACCUGUUCUAUGCCCUGUUCCUGGCCAUGUACCUCACUACAGUCCUGGGGAACCUCAUCAUCAUCAUCCUCAUUCUACUGGACUCCCAUCUCCACACACCCAUGUACUUAUUUCUUAGCAAUUUGUCCUUCUCUGAUCUCUGCUUUUCCUCUGUCACAAUGCCAAAGUUUCUCCAGAACAUGCAAAGCCAGGACACAUCCAUCACCUAUGCAGGUUGCCUGAUACAAAUGUACUUCUUCAAUCUUUUUGGAGGCCUGGAGAUCUUCCUCCUUGUGGUCAUGGCCUAUGACCGCUAUGUGGCCAUCUGCCUUCCCCUUUACUACACCAGGAUCAUGAGUCCCAAGCUCUGUGUGUGUCUGGUGCUUAUGUCCUGGAUAUUUAAUGUGUUGUAUUCCAUGUUGCACACCCUACUCUUGGCUAGGUUGUCAUUCUGUGAGGACAACAUGAUCCACCACUUUUUCUGUGACAUAUCUGCCCUACUCAAGUUGGCGUGCUCUGAUAUUUAUAUAAAUGAACUUAUGAUAUUUAUCUUGGGAGGGCUCCUUGUGGUUAUCCCAUUCUUACUCAUUGUUGUGUCUUAUGUACAAAUUGUCUUUUCCAUUCUAAAGGUUUCAUCUACUCGGGUUAUCCACAAGGUCUUUUCUACCUGUGGCUCCCAUCUGUCUGUGGUAUCACUGUUCUAUGGGACAAUAAUUGGUCUCUACUUAUGUCCAUCAUCUAAUAACUUUACAGUGAAUGAGGCUUCCAUCUCUAUCAUGUACACAGUGGUGACUCCCAUGCUGAACCCUUUCAUCUACAGCCUGAGGAACAGAGAUAUAAAGGAGGCCCUUAUAAAGGUUCUUAUCAAGAAAAUAUCUUUAUAA
Rattus norvegicus (Norway rat) is the source of this 936-nucleotide messenger RNA. It is a transcript of the gene Or1e21, whose product is annotated as olfactory receptor family 1 subfamily E member 21. Gene Ontology annotation, molecular function: olfactory receptor activity; G protein-coupled receptor activity. Gene Ontology annotation, biological process: G protein-coupled receptor signaling pathway; detection of chemical stimulus involved in sensory perception of smell; signal transduction. Gene Ontology annotation, cellular component: plasma membrane; membrane. The record is from RefSeq and is marked reviewed. NCBI's taxonomy places the organism in Eukaryota, Metazoa, Chordata, Mammalia, Rodentia, Muridae. The transcript has a single exon. Bases 1 to 936 code for a protein of 311 amino acids.